GCGCCGCUGGCCGGGCCGUGCCCGCGGACGGCUGGGCCCGGCUCCUCCCGGCGGGCGGGCCGAGGCGGUGCCGGCCCCGGUGUGGACUUCCCAAGUCACCCAUUCGUGGGAGCGGCUGACGGACGGGAUUAUUUUAGGAAGAAAACAGACUGGGAAAAAAAUGAAGUUCCAUGUCUUCGUAUUUGUUGGUGUUGUUCACCUUUUAUCCCUGAACUCUGGGAAAGCUGUAUAUGGGAAUGGCAUCUCUCAGAGGACUUUUCAAGAAAUAAAAGAAGAAAUAGCCUGCUAUGGAGAUGUUGCUAAAGCAAUCAUCAACCUUGCUGUUUAUGGUAAAGCCCAGAACAGAUCCUAUGAGCGAUUGGCACUUCUGGUUGAUACUGUUGGACCCAGACUCAGUGGUUCUAAGAGCCUAGAAAAAGCCAUCCAAAUCAUGCACCAAAACCUGCAGGAAGAUGGGCUGGAGAAUGUCCACCUGGAGCCUGUCAAAAUACCCCACUGGGAAAGGGGAGAAGAAUCUGCUGUGAUGCUGGAGCCGAGAAUUCACAAGAUGGCAGUUUUGGGUCUUGGCAGCAGCAUUGGGACGCCCCCAGAAGGCAUUACAGCAGAAGUUCUGGUGGUGACCUCUUUCGAAGAACUGCAGAGAAGGGCCCCAGAAGCAAGGGGGAAGAUUGUCGUUUACAAUCAACCUUAUACCAACUACUCGAGGGCAGUGCAAUACCGCGUCCAGGGGGCGGUGGAAGCUGCCAAAGUGGGGGCUUUGGCAUCCCUCAUUCGAUCGGUGGCUUCCUUCUCCAUCUACAGCCCUCACACAGGUAUUCAGGAAUACCAGGAUGGUGUGCCAAAGAUCCCAACAGCUUGUAUUACGGUGGAAGAUGCAGAGAUGAUGUCAAGAAUGGCUUCUCGUGGGAGCAGAAUUGUCAUUCAGCUGAAGAUGGGGGCAAAGAACUACCCAGAUGCUGAUUCCUUCAACACUGUAGCAGAGAUCAUUGGUAGCAAGUAUCCGGAGCAGGUUGUACUGGUCAGUGGACAUCUGGACAGCUGGGAUGUCGGGCAGGGUGCGAUGGAUGAUGGUGGAGGAGCCUUUAUAUCAUGGGAAGCACUGUCGCUUAUUAAAGAUCUUGGGCUGCGUCCAAAGAGGACUCUGCGUUUGGUGCUCUGGACUGCAGAGGAGCAAGGUGGAAUCGGUGCCUUGCAGUAUUACCAAUUACACAAGGCAAAUAUUUCCAACUACAGCCUCGUGAUGGAGUCUGACCUGGGGACCUUCUUACCCUCUGGGCUGCAGUUCACUGGCAGUGACAAGGCCAGGGCCAUCGUGGAGGAGGUCAUGUGCCUGCUGCAGCCCAUCAAUGUCACACAGGUCUUUAGAGCUGGAGAAGGGACAGACAUUAACUUCUGGAUCCAAGCUGGAGUACCUGGAGCCAGUCUACUUGAUGACCUAUAUAAAUAUUUCUCCUUCCAUCACUCCCAUGGAGACACCAUGACUGUCAUGGAUCCAAAGCAGAUGAAUGUUGCUGCUGCUGUUUGGGCUGUUGUCUCUUAUGUCAUUGCAGACAUGGAAGAAAUGCUGCCCAGGUCUUAGCAAGAACAAGAGAGAAGGCACUUUUGUCCUUUCUGCCCAGGAAUCCUGCGUCUGCAGCUUCAAGAAGCCCCGCUUCACCUAACAAUUUUAUGUGAUCAUUUACAAAGCACAACACUUUUUUAUACUUUCUGAUAUCAUCUUUCUUGAUACUUUCCAAAUUCUCUGUUCCUAGUGUAAGGAAUGAGCCCCACCCCCACAAAGAAUCAGCCAAUGGUAGGGAUCACAGUGGGGGAAUUUCUUUACACCACAUAUUAAAAAUACUGUUUCUACUUUGAAAGUAAAUACUGGAUAAAACUUUGGAAGACCUCUGGCUUUUAUGCAUGUAUUUACAAACAUUAAAUACAGUCACACCAAUAUUUUGUAAAGUUAUUCAUUGAAGGAGUAGAGGAGUACACAAUUGUAGUACAGUCUUAAUUGAAUGUAUGGAGGCAUUUGGCUUUCUAAUUUGUACAUUUUUAUAUUAUUAGAAUUUUUAAAUGAGGUUAAAAUUUUUUAAUUCACAGAAAAAAGUCACCAUUUGGGGAAAAAAUCAAGUAUGUAAAAUCCAGUUGCCUUAUUAAAGAUCUAUCACCAAACAAA
Molecule: messenger RNA, 2158 nt
Organism: Eubalaena glacialis (North Atlantic right whale)
Lineage: Eukaryota; Metazoa; Chordata; Mammalia; Artiodactyla; Balaenidae
Gene: CPQ
Product: carboxypeptidase Q
Exons: 8
Coding region: 161-1579 (472 amino acids)
Biological process (GO): peptide catabolic process; proteolysis; thyroid hormone generation
Molecular function (GO): metallodipeptidase activity
Source: RefSeq, a predicted model, not a curated record